AGGAGAGCGCUCUCGAGAUGGUCAGUGUUUUUAUAUACCUUGAGAUGGCCGUGGAGAGAGGUCAUCAAUCGAGUUCUGUAGCCUUGAGCUGAAUACAAAAUAAAUAUUUGAGUGAAGACGUUGAUUGUAUCAAGAUUGUAUGCGAUAAUUUUACACGUGAUCGAAGGUUGAUUUAAUAACAAACCUUUCUUUGAUGGUCUUGGGCUUAUUGGAAGUGUCGUUGCAAUGUCUUGUGGGAAAGUUUCAAAACUUCUGAAGGUAUUGCGGAUUGCUCUGCCAGAGCCAGCCUGUCGUCCCAUCCACCUGACAGCUGCCUGUAAUAAGGUCAGCUCAGGCCGCUACAAGGUCACCCGCAGCAAGAACAGGCCGCUGACCUACGAGCAGGCCAACCCACCACACUACUUGUUUGUCAGAAAAGGCUUCAAUUCAUUCAACACAUCAAACCUCAAGGAUGGCGUGCGUCCCUCCGAGACCGCGAUGGAGGAUAUGUUCAUCCGCAAGUUCAUAUCGGGAACAUGGCACAACAUGUUUCUCUCCGAGGUGAUCAUCAAACGUCAGCUGAAUAUGAUUCGGAUCAGCGGUAUCGUGGUUCGGGGCAUCCUGCCGAGGAAGAUGUACUUUCUGAUCGGCUAUACCGAGGAGAUGCUAACCAACUGGCUGCAGUGCCCCGUCAAAUUAGAGCUGCAAACUACAGACUCUCGGGACGAUGUAGUCUUCAAGUACAUUUGAAUAGGUGUCAAGAUGAAGAAGUGUGGAUGCCAUUAUGGUGUGUGAUAGAUAUUGAUUCGAUCGUCGGACUGGGUAGUGGGUUGCUUGAAUAUUGUUCUCGUGAGAGAACGUACGCCAAAUGAAAGCUUGCGGUUGGUUUUGAUGCGUCGUACUGUUUCUGGAAACUGACGAGUCAUGCAAAUAUAGAGAACAUGUCCGGGAUCUUAA
Amphibalanus amphitrite is the source of this 936-nucleotide messenger RNA. RefSeq names its product 28S ribosomal protein S24, mitochondrial-like (gene mRpS24). Bases 226 to 729 code for a protein of 167 amino acids. Gene Ontology annotation, cellular component: mitochondrion. The transcript has 4 exons. The record is from RefSeq and is a predicted model, not a curated record. Gene Ontology annotation, biological process: translation. Lineage: Eukaryota; Metazoa; Arthropoda; Thecostraca; Balanomorpha; Balanidae.